CGGUUUGGCCCUCGCGGGGCUCCGUCGGCGGUUGAACGGCGCCCGCGGUUCGCGGUGUUCCCGGUCCCGGUCCUGGGUCGCCAUGUGCUCCCUGGCGCUGUUCCCCCCCCCGCCCCCCCCCGGGUCCGUCACCCUCUAUGAGUUUAACAACGCUCUGCUCUGCGGGCGGCGGGGGGAGCCGCUGCCGCUCGACUUCCAGAGCCUGGUGAGGAGCCCCCCCCCGCGGACCCCCCGGGUGGGCUCGGGACCCCCCAGCCGCCCCGAGCCGGGGGCUCAGCCCUUCCUGCACCACCGCGAGGCCCUGUGGAAGAGGGUCCUGUGCGCCUGGCGGGACGCGGGGCUGUGCGGGCUGCUGAAGGAGAUCGUCAGCGCCGAGGAGGAGGGGCUGCAGUGGGCGAAGACGGCCCUGAGCUGCGUCCUGACCGUGUGCCGAUGGCUCUCCUCCCUGCACGGCUCCCUGCUGCCGCACCUCUCGCUGACCAGCGAGGACAUGAUUGCUGCCUUCUCGCAGGCGGUUGACUGGGCCGGCUGCAGCAUCCGCGCCUUCGCCUGGCACCCGCACACCAGCAAGUUCGCGGUGGCUCUGCUGGACGACUCCGUCCGGGUCUACAACUCGAGCAGGUCUCCCUGCUCCCCCGGCGGGUCUCGGCAGGCGUAUAAAGCCCUCCUUAAGAGAAGACUCUCCCAGCUCAUGCUGCGGCCCAAGCAGCGCUGCCCCGCUGAGCCGCUCUCCCCCAGCUGGGAUUUCAAGCCAGCAAGUGCCAGAUCUCCCCCCGGGCGCUGGGCGUUGAAUCACACAAGUGCCACCAUCCCAUCGCUGAAGCACCGCCUGCAGAGGAACGUGGCCGCCGUCGCCUGGAAGCCGCUGUGUGCCUCCAUCCUGGCCGUCGCCUGCCAGAGCUGCGUCCUCGUGUGGCACCUGGACCCCACGUCCCUCUCCACCAGACCCUCGUCCGGCUGCGCCCAGGUGCUGUCCUACCCCGGGCACAGCCCCGUCACCAGCCUGGCAUGGGCGCCCAGCGGGAAGCUGCUGCUCUCAGCCUCGCCGGUGGACACGGCCAUGCUGGUGUGGGACGUGUCCACCGAGAACUGCGUCCAGCUGCAGUGGUUCGGGGGCGGCGGGGUCACCUUCUUGGCGUGGUCCCCCGAUGGCAGCAAGGUCCUGGCAGCCACCCCCUCGGCGGUGUUCAAAGUGUGGGAAGCUCAGAUGUGGACGUGUGAGAAGUGGCCCACGAUCAAAGGGCGCUGCCAGACCGGGUGCUGGAGCCCGGACGGCAGCCGGCUGCUCUUCACGGUGCUGGGGGAGUCCGUCAUCUACUCCUUGUCCUUCUCCGAGUACAGGGGGGAGAUGCAGGGGCAAGUGGGAGGUUCGAAAACAGCUUCCAUCGUGGCAGAUCUGUCAGAGACCACCUUUGAGACGCUGUACGGGGAGGAGAGGAUCGGAGGAGCUGUUCAGUCCAUGGCGUGGGACCCCACGGGCGAGCGGCUGGCAGUGAUCAUCCGAGGAGAUCCCAGCGCUCCGGGGACGCAGACGGUGGUGGCCGUGUUCCGAACCCGCAACAGCCCCGUGUUUGAGCUCCUGCCCUGCGGGUUCCUGCGGGGCGAGCAGGGCGCGGAGCCCCAGCUCAUCGCCUUCCACCCCUGCUUCGAGAAGGGAGCGCUGCUGACCGUGUGCUGGUCCACGGGGACCAUCAGCCACAUCCCCUUCUUCUUCCUGAGCGCCCGCGUGCCGUACGCCAGCCCCGGCCGCAGCCCCGCCGUGGUGACGGCCAGCAGCAGCGUGCGGGAGCAGCCACUCUUCUCAGAGCUCUGACAGCCGCUUCUCAGAGCCAGGAUUUCCUGCGGGGUCCGUCUGCAGUUCCCUCUUCCUCAGGGCGCAGCGGAGCUCCGGUCCCUUCCCGUACCGCUGCAGGUUCAGUGCGGCUCCGUGCACUCAUCCGAUGGAACACGCGGCACGACGGGCGAGCGCUGUGCGGAUUAAAGGUGACUCCUCCUGCCCCA
This is a messenger RNA of Numida meleagris (helmeted guineafowl), 2001 nucleotides long. It is a transcript of the gene AAAS, whose product is annotated as aladin WD repeat nucleoporin. Gene Ontology annotation, molecular function: protein binding. The transcript has 17 exons. Lineage: Eukaryota; Metazoa; Chordata; Aves; Galliformes; Numididae. The record is from RefSeq and is a predicted model, not a curated record. Gene Ontology annotation, biological process: nucleocytoplasmic transport. The coding region runs from base 83 to 1813 and encodes 576 amino acids. Gene Ontology annotation, cellular component: nuclear pore.